AUUUAUCCCAAAAGUUUCAGAAAACUAAACAAUUAAACCGUCAGAAUAUAUGUAUUAUUAUAUGUAUCAAUGAAUUCUUUAUUAAAGGAUUUAGAACCAAUGGAAACAGAACACAGUAGAGGCUUGGGGAUCUCUAAGAAACUACGAGAUAGAAGCAAUACAGAAGAAAUAUACAAUGUUGCAAAAAAGGCAAAAGUGAACGGAUUUGAAUCAGUGGCACACGGACAGGUGACUGCUGUUGCACAAUCAACGACUGAUCUACAAGUUCCCAGUAUUUCCAGACGUGUGUCGCCACGCUCUCCUAAGAGAAACAUUUCUUCUAAAUCAUCUACAUCUGUAUACGUUCAAACCGAGGAUAGUGAAGUAUUGAAAACACUUGGAAAGGAAGAUAACACAGGGAUGAUUGCCAAUGAAGACAUUACUUACAUAUGGGAUUUUCCUGGUCAGCAGCUCUACUAUAAUCACCCAAUUUGUUUAAAAAGCGAGGCGGUGUAUUUGAUUGAGUUUAAUUUGGUAGAAAAUAUGCAAGGAACGAAAAAGAAGUGUAGAGUCUCUAAAAUGGCGAGAGAAACGAUGACAAAUGAAAUGACAAUAAUACAGAUUAUCAAAUAUCAGAUGGAGAUAAUAUUUACGUACGCCGUCCAAGUUGAGCAGCUGCAGCUAAGAACAAAGAAACCUAAAAUUGUAAUAGUUGGUACCCACAAUGAAGUAAACAAUGAAGAAAAGAUGCAACAGGCUGAAGAACAGUUUAAAAUAUUAUUUCAAGAAAUUAAAGGCACUCCGUAUGAACGUUACGUGGUGAGAAAAAUGUAUCUUAUCGACAACGAGAAAACACUUAAACAAGACAUUUGUGGAUUUCUGAAAGCCAUGCUAAACACGAUUCCACUUACAUGGCAUAAACUUCAACGUCUUUUACAGGAGAUGGGCAGAAAAGCAAUGCACGUACAUUAUAAUGAGGUGUGUAAAGCUGCCACAAAGUGCGGAAUUUUGCAAGAGAAUCUCAUCCAUGCUCUAAACUACUUACACGAUCUUGGAAUUGUUAUGUACUUUCAACAAAACAGAAAACUAAGAGAUACAGUGGUAAUAAACCCAUGGAAGGUCAAUAAUAUUACCGAGAAACUCAUCACAGCAGUUAAAACUGACGACAGGAUGGUCCAACUAUGGAAUAAACUUGAUAAAGAAGGUAUACUUGAGGAAGAGUUAAUCAGAUAUAUUUUGAGAGAAGAGCUUAGAAGAGAUGAAAUUGGUGUCUUCUUGGAACUGAUGAAGCAAGUUGGAUUUACGUGUGAGCAGAUCAAGACUCAAAAGAACGCUCAUCGUUCGUUUUACGUACCCUGUCGAUCGAAAUUUAGUUCGGAAGAGAUGACUAUUACACCGGACAAUGAUCAGACGGUAUCUAUCUACAUGACAUCUGAUGCCUUUCUCUUCGAAAGUACCUAUCACCAUAUAGUUGUCAGGUUAAUUGAAAUGGUACAAGCAAAAUGCUUCUCGGCCACUCCGAAAUUAUUCUACAACAAAGCAAUCAUUGACUUUGGAUGUGAUCACACUCUCAGGUUAGGUCAAGUAAUCAUCGAAAACAAGCCCUCUGUGAAGCUUGAAAUAUCACGUAAGCCUGAGAUGUUGGAGGAUGCUUGUAAGCCUUCAGAUACAGGGACAGGAGGACCAAGUCCUAAUGUUUGCAUACAGGUGUUGGAGUAUUUAGAGAAAGAGUUGAAAGUACUGACGUCUGGAAUGAAGCACCUUAGUUAUAUAGUUCGUGUCCUGUGUUGGUCAGACUUGCAAGAUCACUUUCAUAAUCUGGAAGAGUGUUUAAAGGACGAUAUCCUAUGCGGAGAGAAAAUUCUAAAAACCAGCAAACUACAGAAGCUGUUCAAAAAUAUGACAUAUGGCAAUCAUAUUUAUCUAACAGAUGAAUAUUUGCUUCGUAUCAGCAAAGACAUGGGAUUGGAAUGGAAGCAGUUGGGGGUCAAACUGGGUCUCAGUUGGAACAGGAUAAAUCAAAUAUGGAUGUAUUGCUGUAAACGACAGCCAGAGUGUACAUUAGAGAUGCUUACCGAAUGGAGGAGUCUACAAAAAUACGAGACAAAUCAAGUGAAGAUUAUGGCCAAGGCGUUGAAAGAUGAAAAACGCAUAGAUCUUGCUAACUGGCUCUUUGCCUCACAGUGCCAUGUAAAACCGGAUGAAUGUACAAUACAACCACCACAUAGAACACACUAUGAUGGUUACUUGACGGAUAUGGAUAUGUUGUGCAUCGCCAAAGAACUUAACAACGAUUGGAAAACACUUGGCAUAUAUCUUGGAAUGAAGCAAUCUGAGUUAAAACGAAUUGAGACUGAUUUUGAACCAAGUGUAGACGCAAGUUUAGAAAUGUUGGUAAGAUGGAGAGAAAGACAGAAAGCUAAUGGAAAUCACCUCGAAAAAAUGAGUAAUGCAUUGGAAGAACUUGAAAGGUUUGAUAUCAAAGAUGAACUUCAAACCUACUACCAUCAAGUAAAACACAAGUGUGUGAAAGAACAAGUAUAGGUAGGCAAUAUACUGACAAAGAACGAUUGGUACAAUCAAGGAAAUUGAAAAUCAGGAGCUAUCACAAUGAAGUGUCUUGAAGCUAUUAUCAAAACAGUAAUGAAGACCGAUCGCAAUUCACUCCUAAACCGUAUGCAGUUUACCGCAAGAAAAUGGGGAGUCUACAAUGCAAUAUCCCCUAUGCUCCACAUACUCCACUUCACCUUGAAACGCCAAAAUUGUAUGUUCGGUCCAUGUUCAGAGAUUUUUCGUCCGCUUUCAACACGAUCAAACAGCAUAUACUUCUUCAAAAACUCUGCAACGCCAACGUUAAUCCGGAUCUCUCACUCUGGAUAGGGAAAUUCCUCAUUGCGCGAAAACAGCAUGUAUUGAUUGCCAAUUUUAGUCUGAUUCAACUCUAACAUCUACCAGAGCACCUCGAGGUUGCGUAUUAUCGCCUUUACUUUUCUCACUCAAAACGAACGAUUUACUUUGGACACCCAUGACUGCUGCCUCAUUCUGUAUACCGACGACACAUCUAUUUUAAACUGGUUUCAUUAAGAAAUUUAUAAGGAACAACCUAAUAACUUUGAUUCUUGGUGUAAUGACAACUAUUUGAAAUUUACAUUGACAAAACUAAAGAGAUUAUAUUUGAUUUUAGAAAACAGAAAAAGAACCUGAAAAUAUUAUAAUUAAAGUUAGACUCCGGAGGAAACAAAUAAAAUUGUUUUGUUAUGUUGUAGAACUGAUUUUUUUUUAAGAGAGAAAAGGUGUUUGACGAAAAACUGGGUAACGGUUAAUGAGAUACAGAUUUUUGAAUAAUAUGAAAACCCUUCCUCCCCGCCCCCUAGUUUUAAAUAUUCAAAAAACUGUAUAUCAUUAGCCGUUCCACAGUUUUUCGCAACAACUUUUUUUCUGUCGUACAAAAAUAAGUUCUACAAAAUAUCAAAAUAUGUUUUCUUCUGGAGUGACUUUAACGGAAAGUUUAUUAAGAUUGCUUCAGAGUAUAAGUACCUUGGUACAAUAUUGGAUAAUAAGCUUAAUUGGAACAGUAACACUUUUAAGAUAAAAAAGUAUAAUACAUACUCCAAGUAUUGAAAUGCAUGCCAUCAUGUUGUAAUUUGAUAUUUCGACAUUAAUUACGUCAUCAAGAAAAAUAGUCGUGUGAAAAUGGGUGUACAUAAUUAAUGUUGAAAUAUUUAAUCUAAACACGAUGGCGUGCAUGUCAAUACUUCGAGUAUGUAUUAUACUUUCUUAUCUGAGAUUAAUCGGUAACACAUCUCAUGUCAGUAAACGGGCUUACCAAAUAAAUUUUUGUAUUUAAUAACAGCUUUAACAGAUAACAUCAUAUAUGACUAUAUUUCUUUAUCAACCUGAAAUAUAUAUAUAUAUAUAUAUAUAUAUAUAUAUAUAUUUAUAUAUCAGUGAUUUUUAUGUCCCACUUUAAAAAUAAUUCUUUUUUUAGCAACUGGACAUUCGACUGUAAAGUGUCCCGUUGUAUUGUCAACAAUACAUUUUCUUGAUUCCUUAAUAAAUAAUUUUGUAGUAAAAUGUAGUGUAGGCCUAUUUUGUUAAGUUACUCGAUUUCUUUAUUAUGGUAAUUGGCGCAAUAGGUAAAGGUAGGAGAAAUAUGAGUAAGAUUACAAUGUGUAGUUAUUUUAUUUAAUGAUUGACAUGUAUGAAAAGGUAAAAAAAAUUAGCUUUCAGGAUUAUUCUAGGAAAUCGAUAUGAUAAGAAUGAUCAAGCACUUUCAUUGCUGAAUAUAGAAUAUUAUAUAAACGUAGGUAGAGAAAGCUUAUCAGAAACUUGUUAGGCAUCCAAUAUUUCAAGCCUGGCUGCCCAAACAAAGACACGGAUUAGUAAUAUACAACCGAAAAACUACUGAUCAUCCCCUUAUUCACUCAAAUAUUGAAAGAUUCCGAAGAAGACAAUACCUUAUUUUGUUACUUUUAAAUAAGUAACUAUGUAUUUUUAAUAUACAAGUAAAUGAAUUGAUAAAUUAAAAACCACUUAAAUAAUUUUUAAAAAUCAAUACUGACAAUUAUGGGUAAUGUCAGAAUGAGCUUUCGUGUUGAUAUGAUCAAAAUGGAUUUUUGCUUUUGUUUUUGUCUGUGGUUUUGUAAUGACACUUUUUGAUGUAUUUAAUAUUUUCUACUCAGGCAAUGUAAAUAAUGUGCAAUUUAGAUCCGUCUACA
Anneissia japonica is the source of this 4697-nucleotide messenger RNA. RefSeq lists its product as uncharacterized. The transcript has 14 exons. The record is from RefSeq and is a predicted model, not a curated record. The coding region runs from base 70 to 2523 and encodes 817 amino acids. Gene Ontology annotation, molecular function: death receptor binding; caspase binding. Gene Ontology annotation, biological process: positive regulation of extrinsic apoptotic signaling pathway; TRAIL-activated apoptotic signaling pathway. NCBI's taxonomy places the organism in Eukaryota, Metazoa, Echinodermata, Crinoidea, Comatulida, Comatulidae. Gene Ontology annotation, cellular component: CD95 death-inducing signaling complex; cytoplasm.